CGUGCAUAUGGUUUUGUGAUGUUCUUUGGAUUUACAGCUAUGGGGGCUGAUGCACGUUCUUCGGUACAUAAGUUGUUCUUUUUUAUUAUAGAGUCUCUUAAAAAGCGUUACUCCACAGUUAAAAACAACCCAACACUUAUUUAGCUCGAUUAGCAUUCAGUACCUCACUAUGAUGUUCAAGAGCGUUUGGUUUCUUAGGCGAUUAAUGCAACGAUACGGUGGAGAUUCAAAACGGAGAAGUUUUGUCAGGUUGGCUUCAGGUGCGGCAGAGGGCGCUGCUGCUUCUGGUAGUAUAACAGCAGAACAGGCAGUCAGAAUGUGGGCGCAACAUUUCAAACAGCACGGCAUCUCUGAGCCUCUCCUCUCCAGUCAAUACAUUGUAGCUCAUGUUCUGGGCAGAAAAACAUUGGAAUGUGUAGAGAGGGGCAAGCUGAGAGACAAGCUGACAGUUAGAGAGAGAGAAAGAGUGUGGAAUCUAUGCUCCAAACGUCUUACAAGGAUGCCAGUACAGUAUGUUAUUGAGGAGUGGGACUUCAGAGACCUUACUCUGAAAAUGAGGCCUCCGGUGUUCAUACCCCGUCCUGAGACAGAGGAGCUGGUUGGUCUGGUUCUAGAGGACCUCCAGUUGAGAUGGGGGGAAAUGUACAGGACUGAUUUACGAUGUCUAGAGGUGGGCUGUGGAUCUGGGGCCAUCUCUCUAAGUCUACUACACAGCAUUCCACAGCUCAGGGUAUUUGCUUUGGACCAGAGCCAGACAGCAGUAUGUCUAACAACGGAAAAUGCAAGCAGAUUGGGUCUACAGGACAGACUAGAUGUCCGACAUUUAGAUGUGAUUAACGAUGCAGAUUCAAUUAUGAGUGAAUGUGGCCCUGUUCACUUUCUAGUCAGCAACCCGCCCUACCUGCUGAGUCAAGAGAUGAAGUCAUUGCAAACAGAAAUACUCCUGUUUGAGGACCACGGCGCAUUGGACGGGGGUUCAGACGGCCUGUCUGUUAUUCGCCCAAUUCUGGCUUUAGCCUCUAAGCUCUUAACAGAGCGAGGGCGCGUUUACCUUGAGGUUGCCCCAUGCCAUCCUCCUGUCAUUCAGAAGCUGAUAGAGGAGAGGAUGCCAGGGUUGCUUUAUCUGGAAACCCGCUGUGACCUCACCAACAGGCCCCGAUUCUGUAUUUUACAGAAGAAGGGAUAGAAUGACUGAAGCAAAGUAUGGAGAAAAACACAUUUGGAAAGGCUGGAGGCCGGGAGACGGUCACAGGGUAUACACACAGCUAAAAAAAAAAGGAGAGGAGACAUGAGAUUAAUUAGUAGAGACUCUACCUUUAGGAAUUGCCUGUUAAAGUGGCCUUUUUGCCAAAUUGCUUAUGGCACACUGCCAGUCCCUUCACUGUCCUGCUUGCUCCCAGCAAGCACUGUUUUUCUAAGAGUUAAAAACCUGGCUAAUCCAACCUUGUGGCUCUAUUUGUACAACAUACUGUUGUUAUAGCUUCACCAUUGGCUUGAUUUUUAUUGGUAAGCAAGCAGGUGUGCAUUGCUUUGGUUUGUUGUAAUGAGACUGCAUCAAUUGUGAGUGCGCCCAGUGUGCCAAUGUCAGGGUGCUUUAGAUAAUUAUUCAGGCCUUUUCUAAGAACUCCCCCUCCCAGCCCUGCACUAGUCUCUCCCUGGAAGUAAUGCGCUCAUUCUGCGAAACAGCUGGCCCAUUGCCGCUGCUCUCUCACUCAGCUAGACCACAAAGACAGACAUAGAGACAACAUGACUUGCUCCAUUACCAUAACCUAUAAAAGCACUCUGUAUCUGUCUAUUCUGUUCACAGAAUAGGUGAAAUAGAAUUUGACACGUACACAAGCUCAUUUUUGUUUUGGUAAUGUGUUAAUAAAGCCAUGUUUUCAUUUAUUUAACAUUCUUGUAGACCUCUGCGAUGUCAUUAGUGUUGAACACCUGUGUUGUUUACACUAAUACAUUUAUAUUUAAUGCUCCAAUGUGUCAAUGCUUACAGCUUAAUUUAGAAACUUUUUGAUAAAGAAACCUAAUAGAACCUUUUGAAGUGAUUUGUUCAAUUAAAUAAUUCUCACUCAGUACCCUUACUGAUACUGUUCUCAGAUUCAUUAUUUCUGUAUUGUUUUUUAUUACAUAUUUAGGUCACCAGAAAAUUUACAUAAGCUUGUGCGGCACUGGGAUCGAGUUUAAAAAAAAAAACUCUGCCUCAGUUUCUUGGAAAUAUGAAUCACGGUUUGCUGAAAGAAUGAUUCACUAUCGGGAAAAUGGGACGAGGAAACAAUGCUGUUAUACUGUAUUCCUAUACAGUACAUUUAUCAUAAAUAUCAUUAUUAAUAUCCUGUUAUACUUAUCAAUCUCAGAUAAAUGGUUUGGUAUUCAAAUAAUUUAAGUCCUGCCUAUUUGUUAGAUGAGAGAGUAUUCCAAUAUACUAAUAUAAAUGAUACAUUAUUGGUUAUUUUCUUUCCUUAAAAAAAAAAAAGCAUAAUAAAUUGGAGGUGAGGGGGGGGGUUCCAUAAAUAUUGUUAGAUUUUUGUAUAGGCUAUAUUAUAAUUUUUUAAUUACUUGCUACACAAUAUAAAUCAAAUUCCCAGAAAUAUGUAUGAGGUGCGUAGUCUAAUAAUAUUCUACAUGGUUGUACUCAUGUGCUCAACAAUUAUGGAUCCAUUCAUCAGAAAGCCAUCUAAUUUUGUACAAGGAGCACAUUUUGAGCUCGGAUGAUUAACUGAAGUGCAAAGCAAAUUCAUGCACAUUUGUUCAUCCAAUAAUCCUAUUAUUCUGUGAUUAGAACCCUGAAUGACCUUGUUCGAGACACUUACUGGAAGGCCAGUGCUUAGAAGUAGAGAUAGUCUGAUUGUUUGAUUCUCUGUAGUGCUAUUCUGUAUCUAUUCCCUUCUAUGAAAACAUUUCAUAAUUCUGGGUCACAUUAAAAUCUCCCUCUCUCUAGGUGAAGAGUGAAUAAUUGCCUGUAUUCAUCUUAACAGGCCCCUUUUUCCAUGGCUUUACGAAAUUGUAAU
Molecule: messenger RNA, 3005 nt
Organism: Xyrauchen texanus (razorback sucker)
Lineage: Eukaryota; Metazoa; Chordata; Actinopteri; Cypriniformes; Catostomidae
Gene: hemk1
Product: HemK methyltransferase family member 1
Exons: 11
Coding region: 170-1186 (338 amino acids)
Biological process (GO): protein methylation
Cellular component (GO): mitochondrion
Molecular function (GO): nucleic acid binding; protein methyltransferase activity
Source: RefSeq, a predicted model, not a curated record